This is a messenger RNA of Trichoderma aggressivum f. europaeum, 2346 nucleotides long. RefSeq lists its product as uncharacterized. NCBI's taxonomy places the organism in Eukaryota, Fungi, Ascomycota, Sordariomycetes, Hypocreales, Hypocreaceae. The transcript is spliced from 2 exons. The record is from RefSeq and is a predicted model, not a curated record. The coding region runs from base 1 to 2346 and encodes 781 amino acids.
AUGACAUCGACUACUCAUUUGCCGCCUCUCGACUUCGACGAUGGAGGACUCCGUAUCGUCCUGCUCCCCGAGAUUGACACCUUGUCGUCUCCGCUCUCCCCAGAUACCCCCCGCGCCAAAGAGCCCCCUUCGAACACUACCCUAAGCUCUGCGCGGUACUCUGAAAGCGACCGACGGGCGGGAGACUCUGAAUCUGACGAUGACGACCAAGGGGAUGUGGACGACAACGAGUCCGACCAUGGUUCCGAUCCGACGCCACCGCCGCCAAGUAUUCCCGUCCACCCCAUUCCUGCUCUCCAGGAUGCAUUUGCCGAGUCGCUACACGAGGUGAUGAGUGGCAUCGCGGUUGAGAAACCAAAGCUGAGGGCGCUGGACGCUCAGGGCCGUAGAGAAGCUGUGCUUGCGCAAGGCCUAGACGAGCCCGCUUUUGAUGCCGAAUGGAGGCUUCGAUCAGGGCAGACCCAGCACGAAUUGGCCAAGCUCAUUGCUCAGAUUUCUUUUGGCGUGUAUCUGAUGCUCAACGGCAUGGCCAACAACAAUACGCAAGUGGUUACAAUCCUCCAGGGCCACAUUGACGAAGUGGACGAGUUUCUAGAAGUCACAAUCGAAGAUCUUGAGCAAGUAGAGUUGGACCUAAAGGAGCGCAUCGACCACUUGAUGCUUCCCAUGUCCAACGUCACAGCAUUUGAGCAGCUGCUCGAGGACCGCAAGUUUCGGACGGAGAUACUCGAGGGCAAUGAAAAGAUUGAGCACAUUCUGGCCAGAACUAACGUGGCUAUGAAGCAGUGGGAUGACGAUAUCGAAGCCGGGCUGCAGACCAGCAACAUCUUCAUCAACUGGCUGAACGAGCAAUCCGAAGGUGCCUGGCGAGGGGACCAGCCAGAUGUCAUUGACAUCUUUGAUGCCAUGAGCGGCAAUGCGGAGGGGUGGCUUAUUGCAUUUGAGAAAAUCAGCGACAGCACCCAUGAUAUCAACAGCCUCAUUAUCCGCCUGAUGAACAUUAUAUCCGAGAUGGAAAAGAAAGCUGGUGAGGCUAGUCGGCGGACUUGGGCGAGCAUCAAGCCAUUCUCUGCGCCACCGAUGCCCAAUGCUGAGGAUGUCCCACCCUUGAAGCUUGAAAUCAAGACUACGCCGUAUCAUGCGCCCUCGGAAUCCAUUACCCAACAGAGUGUUCGAAGCGGCUCUUCAGACAAGAGACCUGCCAGCUCUAUCAUUGACGAUGAUACCAGCACCAUUGACUUUCCUUUGCCAGGUGGCCUACCUUUGCUUCCACCAUUCCGUUCCACUCGGCAUACUCAAAACACUUUCGGCCUCAACAGCCCGCAGUCGGCUACCACCGCGGCCACUCCUACCAUUGAUAGUCCUCAGUACACUCCGCAAUCUAUCGCGAAUACCUUUGGCGUCACUAGCCCGCAAUCAAUGCACAUUCACCUGCGCCAAGACUCCGUUGCGGAAUCCGAAGAGAGUGAGCCAGAGACGGAGAUGGAAGAACCGGUGUUUCUUCUUCAGCCCCGGACGUAUACGCCGCAGCCUCCCGCGCCCUUGCCGUCGCCCCUGAUCAAAGAUGAACUUGGCCACAGCGCUCGAUCGGAAUCCCAGUCGACCCUGCAAUCACUCCAAUCCGCACCGUAUACUCCGGCAAGCACCCAGUCUAUGACAUGGCGAGACAGCGAUAUUGUGCAGAGAAGGACGUCUCUCCGUGAUCGUGUAUCCCAAAAAAUGAUUCCGCCGGGGGACAUUCAGAUUCCACCAAGAUCUCUGAAAGGCAUGGAGAUGUACGCCCAUUCGCCUGGCACUACCACACCUCAGACAAUGAGAUCUCACCAAUUUGAUUCGGCGUACGAGUCUGAUGCCGAGCGUCAUGGUCGCCAUCCAUCUGGCAGCUCGAGCAAUAUGGAAAUGUCUCCCCCGCAGCUCAAUGUUAUACCAUCACCACGAUCGGACCGACAACGAUAUCACCCCGUUCACGCGUCGCCACAUUCACCACUACAACAGAGACCGCAUACCGCCGUUGGACAUGGUCAAUCUAUGUAUGUUCAAAGCGGGUCGAAUUUGGUACCGCCGCGCCAUCUGCGUAACAAACCGUCCAACACCGGCAUGAGCACUCUGAGUAAGGUAACGUCCAUUAACUACGAUGACGGGACGGCGCAAAGUGUACGAACCACAAAAACCGUGGACAAGGGGCUCAAGAAGAAGAAGAGCGCGUUUGGAUGGCUCAAGAAGGCUUUCAGCAUGGACGAAGAAGAGCGGGCAGCCUAUGAGGCGCGCAAGGCCAUGCAGUUUGAGCAGACCUACUACAACCCUGCUGAUCCACCAAAGUUUUUGGACGGGAGGCGGCUUCGGUGA